This is a messenger RNA of Polychytrium aggregatum, 594 nucleotides long. Its product is annotated as glutathione peroxidase Gpo. The transcript is spliced from 3 exons. Lineage: Eukaryota; Fungi; Chytridiomycota; Chytridiomycetes; Polychytriales. Gene Ontology annotation, molecular function: glutathione peroxidase activity. The record is from RefSeq and is a predicted model, not a curated record. Bases 1 to 594 code for a protein of 197 amino acids. Gene Ontology annotation, biological process: response to oxidative stress.
AUGUCGAUUCUAUUUUACUUUGGAGGGCUUGCCUCCUUCGCCAUCGUUGCCGUUCUGGUGGACUAUGCCCUGAGGGCCAAGAACAAGAAGGUCUUUGAUAAGGAUCAUUUCUACAGCCUCGGUGUCAACACCCUCGGCGGCAAGCCCUUCCCGCUGCAGGAUCUCAAGGGCAAGGUCGUCGUCGUCGUCAACGUGGCCUCAAGGUGCACUCUGACCCCGUGGCAGUAUCCCGAUCUCGAGAAGCUGCAUCAAAAGUACAAGGACCAGGGCCUGGUCGUGCUGGGAUGUCCCUCCAACUCGUUCCGGCAAGAACACCGCGAAACCGACGCCAUCCAGCAAUGCCAGCGCAACUUUGGCGUGUCGUUCCAGAUCCUGGAGCGCAUGAAGGUGGCCGGACCCGAGAUCAACCCGCUCUUUGUAUUCCUGACAAACUCGUUUCCGGGACUGUUCGGAUACAGGAAUGUGCUCUGGAACUUUGAAAAGUUUGUUGUGAAUCAAGAGGGCCAAGUCGUCGGCCGCUUCUUGCCUGCUACCCCCGUGUGGCUCAUGGACUCGAUGGUAUCCAAGCUGCUCUCCAAGGACAAGAGCGAGUGA